Microdochium trichocladiopsis is the source of this 588-nucleotide messenger RNA. RefSeq lists its product as uncharacterized. The record is from RefSeq and is a predicted model, not a curated record. The transcript has 2 exons. Lineage: Eukaryota; Fungi; Ascomycota; Sordariomycetes; Xylariales; Microdochiaceae. Bases 1 to 588 code for a protein of 195 amino acids.
AUGCGUUUCACCUCUAUCCUCAUUGCUGGCGCCGCCGCCGCCGUCGCCCACGCCCAGAGCGCGACCUCGACUCCUGCGCAGACUCCCACCGGCACUGGCAUGAGCCCUGCCCAGUCCUCCUCUUUGGCCUGCCUUGACGCUUGCGCCCCUGGUGAUGUCAAGUGCCAAGCCGACUGCAUUGCCGUUCCCUCGCCCAACGACCAGAACGCCAACGACACCACCGCAUGUGCCGCUGCCUGCCCCAAGAGCGACGGCAGUGCUGGCGGCAACGAGGCCUGGGGCCAGUGUGUGUCCAACUGCAUCUCGCAGAACUACUUUGCGUCCAGCGGCACCCCCGAGCCCACUGGUGGUGCCGGUGGCUCCGGCUCCGGCUCCGGCAGCUCUGCUGCUCCCUCUGCCGCCGCCCCUGUCACUUCGACCGUUACUUCGAACGGCUCGACCUUUGUCACCACCCACACUCCUACCGCCUCUCACUCCCAGAGCGGCAGCGCAAGCUCUCCCAGCACCACUCCUAAUGCUGCCGGCAUGGUCACCGUCAGCACUGGUGCUGGUAUCUUUGGUCUCAUCGCUGCUGUCUUUGCCCUCUAA